AUGGAAGCAGAAGCGGACGGUGUGGCGGAGAAAGUGCAAUCGCUGAGUGACCUGGAGCUCGCGUUGCUGAUAUGUCUUGUCGCGGAGCAGAAUUGCGUUAUCGAGUGUGAAGUUGAGAGUUUGCGGGGGGUGCAGGUGGAACUUGAGCUUGUGGCAGCCAAGGUUUUUGGGCUUGCGUGUGCGGUGUUGGAGUGCGAGGAGGGGAUGUCGCUGGAUGAGUUUGGGAGGGGCAUUUUAGUGGGGGGUGAAGAAGAGGAGGAUGAGGGACGCAUUGCGAAUGUGGUUGUUGCAAGGGAGUUGAAUCGGGCGAGUGAGCAGGUGCAGAUUCAGGCUUUGGAGCUUAUACGCGGAAAGAGGAAUUUCACGAGGACGGCGGUGCAUGCGGCGCCGAAGCCGUUUUUGUUCAUUGCGUUGAAUGCGGCGGAUAGUCCGAGGUUGACUAUGCAUUUGAACGAUCAGUUUUUCAUUUCGCAUAGGCAUCAAGCCGAAGAUGGACUGCCGAAUCUUGAGGAGUUGCAAGAGAAGGAACGCGGUUUUGAUGAUGGCGCUUCGAUGUCUUCGGUGGUGCGUACGGUUCCGUUCAUGGCAGUGAAACCGAAACCGCAGAGUGCAUUGUUCACAUCAGAAGAUCUCGCCAAUCUGGCAAAGCUUACAGCUGGAGUCAAGAUUAGCUCAGAAGUGCGGGCAUAUCUAUACAAUAUCGUCGUCUUUAUGAGGCUACAUCGUGCAGUUGCAGGAGGAGUGUCAGCACUAGCUACAAGACACUUUAGCAUGUUGGCCCAUACACUUGCCCCGCUCCAUGGCUUGGACUACAUGUCUCCGUCCAUGGUUGCGCUGGCCGCUCGCAAGAUAUACCCACAUCGCAUCGUCAUCACUGCGCCGGAGAACGAACGCAGUAUGCAAUGGGGUAGCUCUUUGGAGGCGGUGAAAGCAGUGCUGGAAGGUGUCACACCCGAGGACGUGAUCGAGGAAGUGCUCGAGUCGGUUGAGGUACCACUGUAG
Molecule: messenger RNA, 1002 nt
Organism: Bipolaris zeicola 26-R-13
Lineage: Eukaryota; Fungi; Ascomycota; Dothideomycetes; Pleosporales; Pleosporaceae
Exons: 6
Coding region: 1-1002 (333 amino acids)
Source: RefSeq, a predicted model, not a curated record